Podospora pseudopauciseta is the source of this 7220-nucleotide messenger RNA. RefSeq lists its product as uncharacterized. The transcript has 4 exons. Bases 4692 to 7220 code for a protein of 842 amino acids. NCBI's taxonomy places the organism in Eukaryota, Fungi, Ascomycota, Sordariomycetes, Sordariales, Podosporaceae. The record is from RefSeq and is a predicted model, not a curated record.
UUCCGACAAGGCCGUCGAUGGCGUGAGGUAGACAAUCUCGGCGGGCGAGCCUAUCACAAACAUAAAAUUGGACCAUGUGCCGUCGAUACCAUACCUGCCAGCAGUGUCAGCAGUGACUACCUAACGCAGAGGGGAGUCAUGACACAAACCAUUCUCCAGAAGGCUGGAUCCAGAGAGGAGCAGCCGGUGGCUUGGUGGCAGCGGCAUCGUCAGCAGCAGCAGCAGCGAGUCGUGACGCGAACAGCAGCAGCAAGAUGUCACAGAUGACAGCGGUCGAACGACAGGGCAACCGCAUUGUAGCAGCACCCUACCCUGACCCGAUCUGACGGCGCUGGGGAAGGGGUGCGCGCGCGGGCAACGACGGUCUGUCACGAGAGCAGCGGUCCUAGGACAUUUGCGACGUCUUCUUGUUGUGCCAUGGACUACAGGCCGUUGUUAGUCUUUUUUGGCAGGCCCGGGCAGGUGAGGAUUGGAAGAAGGCAGUGAGUAAUGGGUAAGGUAGGUGGGUGGAUAGAUGGAUGGAUAGGCUCAGCCGUCAGUAGACAAGGCAAGGCAAAGGCAGGUUUCACUCAGGGCCUGGGGUAGGGGGCCAACAAGGGGGGAGCAAGAAGAGAGGGAGAGUGGAGGAUAAGGGAACACACACCCGGUAUGCGGGCGCACCGUGUCUGCGUCUCUGCGUCUCUUUGCGUCUGGCGGGACGAAUGAUGAGACGGCGGGAAAUAGGGAAUGUCAGUCGGAAAACAAGAGACCAGCGAUCAGCACUGCAGUCGACCCGGCUAUGGGGGUCCAACGUGGCCCAGGCCUGUGAGUAGGUUUGAGAUAGGUGUUGACGGAGAAAGCGAGAGCGGGUGGAAUUGGCAGCACUGGAAUGCCCUGAGGUGGUGGUCCUCCCUUCCUUCCUUGGGUGACAUUCUCACCCAGUCCAUCAUUCUGAAAAGUUCCGUCAGAGCAAAACGAACCCCCCCCGCCUUUCCGAAAGACGGUACACCUAGGACAGCGAAGCGACAGGGGACUGCUAAAAGCGCUGAGAAUGCUUGGAAUCCUCUAAUCCUCUAUCAACAACGCAUGCACCCGUCCGUUUGUUCCUCCGAAGUCCCGCACCUAGCCCGGCACUUUUGCUGUGGGAAAGCCGUCAGUUAAUUGCCCAGCGAAAUGAUGUCCUCAGCCAUGUCUGAGAAUCGCGAACCCCGGCACGUGGCUGCGACCGCCGUCAGAUCUCCAGGUGGCUGAUCUAAUCUCGACGACGUCCUUUUUUCACUCCUUGACAGGGUUCGUCUGAUGUGCAUGAAAUCGUUCUUUCUGUGCCCCCGCCCUGCUCUAGAAACCUCCCCAGCCGAAGCCCCAGAUCAGCCACUCACAACCGCCAGACUCACACACCACCGGCCAGCCCGCCCAGAAUCCAUGAUCGAUAUCGUCGCCGCGCCGCUCACAGAGUGUGGGGAAACAACGGGUGGAAAAACAUGGCAGAGCUGGAAUCCCAAUCUUAGCCUCACCUCGGUGGAGCUCUCCAACGAACGCUGGAGCGAGCGCGCCGUUUUUACUGACUAGCAGGCAUCAGGGCACUUGAUAAAAUGCUCUAGCAUCGGACUUCAAUUUCUCAUCCUUUACGAAGAAGAGAGCAUCGUGAUACCAUUCUGCAAGUCUCACACGAGAAGAACUCUGUACUCUGUACAACAGCCAUUGCCACCACCACCGGCGCCGCCGCCGGGAUCGAGAUAGGGACCUCGCUUGUGAAUCUUGGGAAUCGCAAGUGCCGGACAGUAGCUCGCCUUGGUUUCGGACCCUCACGAUUGGGAAUGCCUUACUUCAACAGCGAAACAGGCAGCCAAGCUUGAGCUAAAAAAGCAACCGAUCAACUCAUGCGUUUCGAGCUAGGCCUAUCUUUUAUGGACAUGAGGCCCCGGUUCCCAAACUCACUCUCAAGGUUCCACUGGCGGUUAUCGACGACACACCUCAACCUCCCACACGGGCUACAGCGACAAGCAAUGGCUGUUAUAUUGGUCAAAUAUCGGUGGCAAUGAAGCCCUCCAUCCUCACGGACCUUAGUGCCGCUGUUUGGCUGGCAUGAGAGAGAGGAACCGAGGAUGCAUCAAACACGGCAGAGGCAAUCUAUUUCACCACUUACAGAAGGCGAGGGGUCACUCUGGCUAAAUUCGAUACCACCUAUUUUACCGAGCCACCUCGCAACCAAACCUUUCCCUUUAGGCCACCAGAGAGUCCGGACCAUCCACACCGGCCCAGCACAUGACGCUUUCUGUUGAUUGCUCUCUGCCCACCGCACUGGCCACCCAAGACGGCGGCAAAACAAUCUCGACAUUUGUUGGCGUGGUGCCGGCUCUAGAGGACGGCAAAAGCCUGCACGACCUGCCCAUCGCGGACCCCGUCAGGCCUGAAGAAGCAGGUUUGUCGAUGAAGCCGUCACCACCUCGACCUGCGGUGCGUUUUCAGUUACUGGUGCCCAAACAGGAAGGCGUUUCGUCUUUUCUGGCGUUCAGCCAUACAUGCGGCUCACCUCCGGCAGUCACUCGUCAUGAACUGCUGGUCAGAAAUGCUGUCGAGCUUCGUCAUUCCAGACACCAAGCUCUCACACAUCCAAGAAAUCUCUGAAACUCUCUCAGCUCAGCUGCUGACUUUGUUAUGCAUCGGUCGUUUUUCUACUCUCGCUUGCCCGUGCAGCUCAUUGGCUACGAGACGGUCUGCUACCCAUUGUAACGUGAGUCGCAAAGGGAAUGGGGGAACCGUUUUACGUUUUACGCGAUUCAAGACAUAUGAUUGUAUGUAGCUCACAACCAAAACAGACAGGGCGGGCACAAGCCUCAGCGGAGUUGCGGGAGUCUAGCAGACGCCACAAUUCCUCUUGCCAGAUAUCGAGAUGCAUAUCCCGAUUCCCCCUGUCGGCUGACCGGCAGCUUUUCUCGCCGUCUUCUGGCCCCGUGUGUCGAAAGGUCUGUCAAUUGCCGAGCUCAGCCAAGAAAGCCAAGGAGGCCACCGUGGACCCUAGUCAGGCUUCUCCAGAUGUCGAUCUGCUUUGCGCACGUUAUCAUCCCCACCGGCUCAGCACUACGGAGGAAGGCCCCGAAGGAGAGCAUGAACAUGAUAAGAUUGUACCCCAUUCUGAUGUUUCUGCACGGUGUUGUCAACAUCAAACGAUACCAAGUUCUAUGGGAGAGAUAAUGAUGAACGCAGAAGAAAAAGGGGCAUAUGUAGCUGCCCGGCCGCCUCUGCCUAUCGUUGCAGCUGUGGGAUCGAGGGUGGGCGGACCGAAAUGCCCCCUCUGAACCAAAAACCGCGUCUUUUGUGGUUGCAGCAGUGCCAUACAGCUGGCUAUGAGAGGGUGAAGGGGGGGGGGGGAGCACAGAGGGCGCAGGUACGGGAAUAACGCAGGUUGCCAGCACGACCAGCGCCAGAGGGUUGCGGAGGGAGUAGAGUCUGGUACUGCCUCCCCAAUGUGGUGCUCGGCAGGUCUGGGCAGGGUGGACUUCGAUUCCAUCGUUCGGUUACACUGAUUUCGGGCUGUAGCUGACAUUAAACGAGUCGCCGACCUGGGAGGUUGCCAUCCAACUGAGCCAGUAGUAUGCGCAUCAUUUAUUAACUUGCCCUUCCGGCCCAGCCCGAGCCAGCCAUCGUCCCUCUCGUUUUUCCCCGACUCAACCACGAACCUGUUGCUGCAUGAUAGAUAGCCACCACGCGGAGAGCCUUCCGUUCGGGGGGUGAGAGGGAGGGCUGUUUUGGGAAACUGUGAUGGGACGUGGUCGUCGAUGGCGACGUUAUGAGAUGUUGGACCAGAGGACAGAAACAGACAAGGCUCGGAACAUUUUCUUUUGUUUUCAAGAGCCAAGCAUUUUUACCUUAUCGAACGUCUUUUCACUUGAAUCAAAACGGUCAGCGCUGGGCCCAAGUCGGUCCAGCCUCUUCUCCUCCCGCGCUCCCGUGUCAACCGGUAGCUGGCAGGUCUGGGGCCAAGAAACUGACCAAUCGUGGAUCUUGACCCGAUUCACUCAAGUCCCGUCCCCUCGGAGUGGGCUGGCAUGGCUGGCCGAGCAGGGGGGAGAAAAUACCCUUGUCCCUCCAUCGGGUGCUUCGUUGCCCCUUGCUUGUCCAUCGGCCCUUGGCAAGCCUUUUCACCCCCGGAUCUCUCUCUCUCUCUUUCUCUUCCUACUUGCCCAGCCUUGACCCUCUUGCUCGUCGUGGCUGGCCCGGCAGCUUUCCAAAUGAUCGUCCCACAGUGUUGUUAUUAGGCUCAAACCUAGCGUUGUGGAAAACGGAGCGUGUGUGAGGAGGAAAAGACCUUUCAAUCAAUCUUGGAUCUUGUGGCAUGCCGGGGAAGCGAUUUACACAGCAAUCAUUUUGAUGCGCGGUGGACAGACGCCGGGUGGUUGUGUUGUCUCAGGGCUUGGAUAAUACCCGUCCGACUCCCGAAUCCCUUGCAGGACGUUGUGUUAUGUGUUCGACAUCCACCCCAGUUCCCGUGGCCUUUUUCCAACAUAUCUCGAACAGUGCUGCUUUCUAUUCCCCCCCUUCGAGGCGCCAUGGUUUCAGUGUCCUGAUGUCAGUAUACCGAUACCGCGGCUGAGGUGCAUGGAUGAGGUGGACAGGGCCCUACAUCAUCAUCACUCAACGAUAGAUUGGUCCUCGUGGCAAACUGUGAAGCUUUUUUUCCCUCAGCAUACGAUCCCCCACGAUAUAGCAGCAUGGUUGGGAGUAGGCGGUUGCUGCUUUCGAUCGCGGCGCUCUCUGGCGCUGGCCUCAACAAUGGAGUUGAAGCUCGGUUCAGGAGGCAAGAUGGAGCAGGUGUCGAUGUCGUCCAGAACGCCACAACACCAAUAUCAGAACCAACAACACCAGUCAUCACAUCAACUCCUGAUCCACCACCAACACCAAUAGACUUGCCUGGCACACCUACUACCUUCACAACUACCAAGAAAGUGCCGCCAAUAGGGCCGCCUCGACCUGGGGUAUCAGCUGCGGGCAUUAUCGAGCUUGAUGAGACCAUCGGGGUGGACGAUGAGGAGGAAGUUACUGUACUUGGCGGGGGUCUUUUGAGGCUGACUGCCGCAUCGAACGCGCAGCCUACGCCAGCAGAGGAGGAGUAUGUGUAUCCGGGGGAAUAUGGCUCAGGUGGGACGCUGACGACCGACACCAACGCCUUCACACGGACUGUGCUCCCGACCAGGGUAUCAGUUGUGCCGAAUUUGGGGACCGUCAGAGGUCCGCCGCCAGUCGAAACGACAACAUUGAUUAUAUCUCCUCCGAUCAGGACGCCGCCAACAAGGCCCCCUGCCAUCCCAGCCCCGGUCGCGGCCCCGCAAGAUGGGGUUCAGAAUAUUGAUCUGGGCGAUCCCAUGCAAGAGACGCCAGCACCAGAAGAGCAGGAGCCAGAGCCGGAACCGGAACCGGCGCCCGCACCAGCACCCGUGAUACCAGGUAUUCCGGGAGGUGGCCGUCCUGCCGGUCCUCCAGUAAGGACGUCAAAAAGUGUAGUAACCGCAAUCGUCACGGAAAUCGACCUGGGGCAUGGUAAUCCCGCUACCACAUCUACAUCGACGUGGAACGGGUACUCCAACUCGACCUUUGUGACGUCGGUGCUGUACCCCAACCAAACUACACCACAUAUCUCUACGCCCACAGCCACUCUUAGCUUUUGCCAACCUUCAGACUUGACUAUUCCCCCUACGGUAUGGUCGAUUGUUUACACAAGCACGCUGACUUGGUUUGGCAACCCUGAGGAUUACACGCCUGAGUAUCCCCCCAUCUCGACCCCGCCCGUUUCAUCGUGUGUCCCAUCACCACCCAGGUUGACCGUCUCGCGAUGCUCGUCUACAAGCACCGGAGAAGAGAACACACCUUGUUUUGUGACGGUCACAGCGUCCACGUCUUAUCCCUGGGGCUAUGGACCACAGACAAGCACUGUGCCCAACACUGUCACUUUUGUCACGACGGACAAGAACCCGGCUGUGAUUUACACCUCCAUGAAGCCACCUAAUUAUGGUGUUACCCAACCGCCACGGACUCAAGCUCAUCAUGAGUCCCUCACGGAAGAUGGCGCUGCUUCUCCCAUCUCGACGCCGUCGUACGGCUCUGAGCCCAAUAAUCCUGGCCCUAACAACCCGAGCAAUCCGAACAACCCAAGCAAUCCUAACAACAGCCCGAGCAGCCCAAACAACCCCAGCAAUCCCUCCAACCCAAACAACCCAAACAACCCAAACAACCCAAACAACCCAAACAGACCCCAACCCAUCGAAGAGUCCCGCUCAGCAACCAUAACCCGCUCCCCGGUAACAGUAAUAAUCCAACCAACCGCCAUCGUCAUAAACGACAACACAAUCAAAGACAACACGACGAAAAAAACCCAAGUCGUCAUCGUCUCGGGCGAGACCUUUACGAUCGACCCAACAAGGGUGGUAGGCGCAGACACAACCAUCGACCGCGUCACGGCCACAGGAGGAGGGGUGUACUACCCCCCCACGCCCACCACGACCUCCUUACGUGGCGUAGAAGUAAUCCUGACCUCGUCCCGGGUGAUAAUCGGCGGAUCAACUUACACCUUCUCCCCCACCUCCACCAUCGCCGUAGUCAACGACGAGACAUUCACCAUCGGCCCCACGGCGAUCGCUGCCGGGUCGCAAACCCUCAACCUCCCUGCUGCUCCUGUUCCGACAGAGGUCGUGGUGGUGGGAGGGGAGCUGAUCACUGCCAUUGGCCCCACCUUGGCCGUCAUUUCUGGGAGUACGAUAACUUAUGGUAGCACCGUCUCGACGACGACUAUAGGGGGUGAUGUCAUUACUUUUGGUCCUGGGGGUGUGACGGCACAUGGGACGAUCACGCUUGGGGGGAGUGCCGCAAGGCCGGGGGAGACGCAGUAUGUCGUUGCUGGGGGCGCGACUAUCACCAAGAUUGGGGCGAGCGUGGUGGUGGUGAAGCAGACUACGUAUACUAUCGGGCCGGCGGCGGCGGGGGGGAUGGGGGAUAGGACGGUUACCACUACUGUUGGAGGGGAGGUGAUCACCAUUGGGCCGGAGGGGGUUGUGGUCGGGACGACGACGAUGGGGUUUCCUUUUGGGCCUACGGUUGUUAUCACGCCCGGGGGGAGGGGAGGGGGGGUUGCUGCUGCUACGGGGGUUGUGGAGGGGGAGGAUGAGGAGGAUGGAGGGGUGGCGGUUGCGAUCAGCCGGGGGAUGUUGUUGGGGGUGGUGGUGGGGUGGUUGGCGUGGAUGGUUUGA